AUGGCUUUGAUUCCUCCUUCGUCCAUUGCUUUUGAUGCUCCUGUCGCUGUUCCUUCCAUCCAUGUUGGGUUCCCAGUGAGCGCCAAUGGCUGGCUUAUGCCUAUUGAGGGCGCACAAAAAGCAUCCGCACUCCCCCUCAUUUGCUCGGCCCUCAUCGCAUUCGCCUUUGCCUUCCUCGUCAUUGCCAUGUUCUUCGCGGUCGGCUGGCACCGAGGCAGUACCGCCAUCCGGGACCUCGAAAAGGCGGAGCAGCCAGAACCUGUCGUAGAACAAGUCGAGCGAAGGAGCAUCGCAAUCUCGGUCGUGUCUGAUACUGAGGUCUUCUCAUCUGGGAAGAAGAAUUAG
Molecule: messenger RNA, 345 nt
Organism: Rhizoctonia solani
Lineage: Eukaryota; Fungi; Basidiomycota; Agaricomycetes; Cantharellales; Ceratobasidiaceae
Exons: 3
Coding region: 1-345 (114 amino acids)
Source: RefSeq, a predicted model, not a curated record